Messenger RNA from Planococcus citri (citrus mealybug), 3528 nucleotides. RefSeq names its product sodium-independent sulfate anion transporter-like. Gene Ontology annotation, molecular function: sulfate transmembrane transporter activity. Lineage: Eukaryota; Metazoa; Arthropoda; Insecta; Hemiptera; Pseudococcidae. Gene Ontology annotation, biological process: transmembrane transport. The transcript is spliced from 14 exons. Gene Ontology annotation, cellular component: plasma membrane. The record is from RefSeq and is a predicted model, not a curated record. The coding region runs from base 697 to 2859 and encodes 720 amino acids.
UUUUUCGUCAGAUGGUCGUGCGUGCGAAUCGUAGUUAAUACUCGUAAGUAACCGGCAUCGAGUGGCAAGUGGCGUGUACAAAUACUACCUACUCGUACAUACAAGUACGUAAACAUACGAGUAUCUGAUAAAGUUUUGAACUUGUAGAAGGUGGGGAUCUGUGGUAGUUUGGUGGUAUUGCCCGUUGUCGGAGUCCAAGUCUUCGUGCAUUUGGAAACAGUAUCGAAGUGUCGUCGAUCUGUAUCCGCAACGAUCAGCGAACCGGUGCAGUGUUUGAUACUCGAUUAGUCGAAUUCGAUCUUCUACAGUGGUCGUCGUGUUAGUGUGAUUUUUGAAUUCGCCAUCGAAUAUCGUGCUGGGGUUUUGUUCGCGAAAGUCUCGAAUAGAGUUGUGGUGAAUUUUUUUAAUUUUUUAAAAUUUUUUUGAGAACUUUUUUACGAGUGGUUUAUUUUUUUGAAAAUAUUACAUAUCUAAUCGUCUGAUUGGGUUAUCGAAAGGUUGUGACACUGGGGAAAACCGACGAAGAACUAAUUUACAUCGAAAAGAACUACCUACUGUCCAGUCGGCAAUUAAUAUUACAAAGUGCAGCAAAAGCGGUAAAAAUGACAACACUGAUGGUCGUUUUGACGUGAUGACAUUUGGUCAUUUUGAUAAAGCCGACAACUAACCCGACCAAAACGCUGAACAUCUAACAGAAUGCCGAUCGUGAAUCAUCUAUCUUAUAAAAUGAAGGAAAGCGAAGACGACCAUAAUCGCGACGUACAAUUGGUUGGAUUUGCCAGGAAUGCCAUCGAAGACCCUAAACCACCGACUGAUCAACGACUCGCUAAUGUUCAAAUGGAUGCCGAAUACUGGAAAAAUAACGACGGAUAUGAUAAUCAAGCUUUUCACCGAACAGAACCAUCCAGUUUGGAAAGAGUCAACGGACUACCAUCAAAUGGAGCCAGUUAUAUCCCAAAUAACAACAACAACAACGGCACCAACGGCCACAACAACAGUAGUCACAACGGUUCAGCAAACGGUGACAAUUACACAUUCGCCAUAAACGACUCAAAUGAAGAUUCAGAGAGCCGAUCAAGCUGGGCAGAAGACACAUACCGAAGGUGUUGCUCCAAAAAAGUCCUAUACAAGAGGAUACCUGUGAUUAACAUGGUACGAAAUUAUGAAAAAAAUAUGUUCGUAUCGGAUUUAGUAGCAGGCAUCACAGUAGGAUUAACCAUCAUUCCACAGGCUAUGGCGUACGCCAGUGUAGCGGGUGUCCCGGUCAAGUAUGGCUUAUAUUCGUCAUUCUUGGCAUCAUUCAUAUAUGUGAUACUGGGUAGUUUGAAAGAUGGCUCGGUGGCACCUACCGCAAUACAAGCUAUAUUGAUUAGAGAGAAUAUACAUGGACUCGGACCCAGUUUCGCCAUCCUGUUGUGUUUUUGGACGGGAUUCGUGCAGCUGGUUAUGGGUGCAUUACAAUUAGGUUUCCUAGUAGAUUUCAUCAGUGGCCCAGUGUCAGUUGGGUUCACGUCAGCGGCUGCCAUUAGCAUUGCCAUGACGCAAGUUAAAGAUCUCUUAGGUUUAGAUUUUAGUGCCAGUAAAUUCUUCGAUGUGUGGGAUCAAUUAGCCAUACAUUACAAAGACAUCAGAACGUGGGAUGCAGUAUUAGGAUUCACGUGCAUGGUCGUGUUACUCGUGCUGAGGAAAGUCAAAGACAUCAAAGUUUGCCCAGACGACACGAAGGAGAAAACCGCGUGCCAAAGGUUUCUCGAGUCGUUCCUAUGGUUCCUCUCGACGGGCCGUAAUAUUCUAGUCGUAUUGGUUAGCGGAACAAUCGCGUAUAUGUUCCACGAACACGGUCAUGGAGAACCUCCGUUCAGAUUAUCAGCCGAAGUCAGCCCAGGCUUGCCUAGUAUCGAGCCGCCGCCAUUUUCAGCCGUCGUUGACAACACGACUUAUGAUUUUUUCGACAUGACGUCCAAAUUGGGCUCGGGCAUUUUCAUAGUUCCUUUACUUUCGCUUCUGGAGGAUAUUUCCGUCGGAAAAGUAUUCUCUGAUGGCAAACCAGUAGACGCGACUCAAGAAUUACUAGCUCUGGGUACGUGCAAUCUGCUUUCAUCUUUCGUCGGUUCAAUACCACUUUCCGGAGGGUUAUCCAGAGGAGCCGUGAAUAACGCCAGCGGAGCAAGAACCACCGUUGGAAGUAUUUACUCUGGUCUCGUAGUAAUAAUAUCGCUUCAGUUUUUUACGUCAUUUUUGACGUAUAUACCAAAAGCUUCUUUGGCGGCAGUCAUCAUCGCAGCUGUCGUGUUCAUGGUCGAGUUCCACGUUGUUAAACCCAUGUGGAGGACUAAAAAAAUCGAUCUAGUUCCAGCAGCUGCUACUUUCCUGGGAUGUCUGCUGUGGAGAUUAGAAGUCGGUAUUUUGAUCGGAGUCAGUAUUAACGUGCUGUUCUUACUGUACAGUUCGGCCAGACCCACAGUACAAGUGGAUAAAUUCAAAAGUGAAUGGGGUUACGAGUACGUAGUCAUAACUCCGGAUCGUAGUCUAGCUUUCCCAUCGGUCGAGUAUUUACGCAGCGUAGUCAGCAAAGCAGGAGUCAAACAAGGAAAUAGCUCAAUACCAGUGGUUAUCGACAGUCGUCAUGUCCAAGGAGCUGAUUUCACCGCUGCAAAAGGUAUCAAAUCGUUGAUCGAAGAUUUCGUCCAAAGGAAGCAAUUACUGUUGUUUUAUAACCUGAAACCCAGCGUUGUAGAAAUAUUCAAAGGAGUCAAACCGAAAGAUUUUCAUUAUUGUCAAACCGAGAAAGAACUUCACGAUUUCCUAAAAGAAUAUCACUUCAAAAACACGAGUAGUAUCGCUAAAGUGAAACGUUAACGUUAUCGAAAAACGUUACCACGAAUUUCGUUUUACGUCUGCAGCGAGAAAUUAACAAUGCAUUUAGAUUUAUGAAAAUUGUAUAUUUUUUGUACAUACACAAAUCAUAUCUUCAUUAUUUAUGAUACCAAUUUUAUAUGUUAUUAUUAUUAUAAUGAACAGUAUUAAUUUUAAAUCAGUUUUACCAUUCGAUUGUAUUAUUAUCGUGAUUGUUUACCUUUUUUUUUUUUUUUUUUUUGUAAAAAGAAAAGUAGAGUUAAUGUAUGAAUAAUGUAUGUGUAUGUUUUGUAUACGUCUUAUACCUCGGAUAGUUACCCAUCGAGUAUAAAUGAAUUUUGUGUAUUGUAAAUUUGAAUGAAAACGAGAAGUAAGCUCGAAAUUUCCAUAAGCACUAUUUUUUAAUUUGUAUAAUAUGUCGUAUUUUUUGUGUUUCUUUUUCUUUUGUUUUUUUUUUAAAUAUAAAAUAAUAAUUUAAUGUACCAAUAUUGUUUUGUGAUCUGCGAAUAAGCUAGGUAUUUAUUUUCUUUAAUUAUUAUCUAGUUGUAGGAUGUGUAGUAUUCCUGUAAGCAUUUAAUUUUUAUUGUAAAAGUUUAUAAAUUUGUGUGUUGUGUACCUCUAUACAUUGUUUGCAUAUUGCAUUAGACAAUCUUCAUUGAAAUUAAAUGAAAU